Molecule: messenger RNA, 2181 nt
Organism: Mus caroli (Ryukyu mouse)
Lineage: Eukaryota; Metazoa; Chordata; Mammalia; Rodentia; Muridae
Gene: Rab35
Product: RAB35, member RAS oncogene family
Biological process (GO): Rab protein signal transduction
Molecular function (GO): GTPase activity; GTP binding
Source: RefSeq, a predicted model, not a curated record
GGAGGGAGGUGUUUCUGUCAGUUCCGGCUGUUUGUUCGGGAAGUGGAUCCGCCGCUGCCGGAGCAGCCGGGAGGGAGCUGCGGAUCGCGAGGCCAGGACCGACCCCGCCCGCCCAGCUCGCCCGCCCGCCCGCCCGCGCGCGCGCGCCCGCCUGCCCGCCGCCCCCGCCCGCCAUGGCCCGGGACUACGACCACCUCUUCAAGCUGCUCAUCAUCGGCGACAGCGGUGUGGGCAAGAGCAGCUUGCUGUUACGAUUUGCAGACAACACCUUCUCAGGCAGCUACAUCACCACAAUCGGAGUGGAUUUCAAGAUUCGGACUGUGGAGAUCAAUGGGGAGAAGGUGAAGCUGCAGAUUUGGGACACGGCAGGGCAGGAGCGCUUCCGCACCAUCACCUCUACGUAUUAUCGGGGGACCCAUGGGGUCAUUGUGGUUUACGAUGUCACUAGUGCCGAGUCCUUCGUCAAUGUCAAGCGAUGGCUUCAUGAAAUCAACCAGAACUGUGACGAUGUGUGCCGAAUAUUAGUGGGCAAUAAGAAUGAUGACCCUGAGCGGAAAGUGGUAGAGACAGAAGAUGCCUACAAAUUUGCCGGGCAGAUGGGGAUCCAGCUCUUUGAGACCAGUGCCAAGGAGAACGUCAAUGUGGAGGAGAUGUUCAACUGUAUCACAGAGCUGGUUCUGCGAGCAAAGAAAGACAACUUGGCGAAACAGCAGCAGCAGCAACAGAACGAUGUGGUGAAGCUCACCAAAAACAGUAAACGAAAGAAACGCUGCUGCUAAUGCCCCAGCCCACUGCAGAGACUGCACUGCAUCCCUCCCAGCCUGAGGCCUCGGAGGCUCUCGGGGGACAGUCUCAGUUUAGUGCCGUUAUUUAAAGAAUUCUCUCCACGUUUUUUGUAUCUGGAGGCGCCAUCGGCACUUCCUCCCCUUUUCCCCUUGAGUGCCAAGAAGGUGUUGGACGAGCCCGCCCUUCCCCACGGUGCCCUCUUCCCUGCCGAGGCGCCUGGACCUGGUGAGGACGCUGCCAGCUGAGUGGACUGAUUAACCAGUUUGUACAUAGUGUAUAUUGCAUUAACCAGCUGCACACCCUCAGCCUGCUCUGGCUUUUGGCUCCUUCCUGCCAACCUGCUGCAACAGACCCUCCCCAGCCCUCCAUCCCAGCUCGACGGCAGCUUCCUGAGGAGCCAACCUCGUGUCCUAGCUGAGUCUUUGGCCAUCCAUCCCUGGCCCAUGGAGUGCACUCCACAUGGCUCCUACCCUACAGCUGCUCUGGGAGCUGGGAACCUGGCUCCACACAGGCCCUGUCCUCUGCUGGCCCCUAGGCCUUCAGUUCCUUCCACAGAGGAACUCAGUCCUGCCCUUUUGGACAACAGGUUUCUCAUUCUGCCUUCUAGAUGCCUCUGCUACAAACCCAGGAGAGCCAUGGCUUCUCACUUACCCAACAUGUUUCAGUUCCNGCAGAAAGGUAGUGGGACAUCUGUAAAGAGACGGAGCUCGCAAGGGGGAGCAUUUUAACAAAUACAACCAAUGAAGCCAAAUCAAAUGAACUAAGUUCCUCACAAUUAUUUCCUUGAGAUCUGAUUGGCUCAAUAGCAAAAGAUAUGACUGUUCCACGUCGGGCUCAGUAUUUUUAGAAAAGGUNUGUGGCUUCUGUUGAGUGCAGGGCUAGGCGCUCUCCCUUCCAUGGGAAAGGCUGGCUUUGCACUCUCAUACCUGUGUGCUCGAGGGCCUCCCGCUGGAGAAAGUCUGUAAUGUAGCACCAGGCGCCUGUGCCAGACAGAGUCAGGGGUUGCUGGGCUCUGGGAAGGCACCUCAAGCUGGGACCGACUGGUGGCUUUUGCAUUACUGACAGAUGUGUUUUUAGUAUGAAGGUGGUAGGAAGAUUUCCUAGCCACUGGGAAGAAGUGGCAGUGGGGUGGGGGCAGCCAGUAUUCACCUAGCCACCCACCAGAGUGAUCAGCAUUUGGUUACCCCACCCCCUUCCCCACACUUGGUCUCCUUUCCCCUGAAGGAUCACAUAACUCAGAAGAACUGAUUUGGACACACAAUGUGUUUUAGAUUUUCUUUCCUAGGCGAUUUCCAGGCACAGUCCUGACUGGACAAUCAUCACAGAAUACUGCAGAUUUUCCAUGUUAACACUGUGGAUGGGUUUUCAAUCAAUAAAACUGGGGCUUUCUUCUCA